This is a messenger RNA of Aegilops tauschii subsp. strangulata, 811 nucleotides long. Lineage: Eukaryota; Viridiplantae; Streptophyta; Magnoliopsida; Poales; Poaceae. The record is from RefSeq and is a predicted model, not a curated record.
CUUGGGCCAGCUAGCUAGUGUGUGACUCGUCCGAAGUUGUGGUAACCGAUAGCCUCUACAACAUACACCACACAACAACAUUUCUCCUUUGAUCGACACUUCUUCUUAGGUAAAAACUGCACCACUGACGACCAUGUUUUCGUUCGGCAUCCCCUCCCCAUGCCACUGCCAGCACACACCUAGCCGACCCCAGAGCAACGCCAUGGCCGCAGCGAGCUUCCUCUUCCUAACCAUCCUAGCUGCAGCCAUCACCACCGCCUACUCCGUUGACAGCACGAGAGAAAUAUCCAACGGGAGCUGCAUCCCGGCCGAGAGAGCCGCGCUGCUCUCCUUCAAGGCCGGCAUCACGCGUGACCCAGUCAAUCGCCUCGUCUCAUGGCAGCAACGACACCACGACUGCUGCCGGUGGAGCGGCGUCACCUGCAGCCGCCGGACAGGCCACGUCGUCAAGCUUGACGUCCGCUAUGAUGAUCCAAUUCCAACAAGUUAUGAUUUCCUUGGUUUCGAUGGUUACCCUCGCUACGUAGACAGGUAUCUUCUUCGCUGCUUGCUCUCCAACAUCUCAAGCAUCUCUAGAUUUGAGCGGGAAUAUUGUUCUUGGAGGUGCAAUGGCUAUGCCGGGAUUCUUGGGCUCUCUCCAGAGUUUGACUUAUUUAAACCUCUCCAAUAUGGGUUUUCGUGGUAGAGUGCCUCCUCACCUAGGCAACCUCUCCAAACUUCUACACCUUGACAUAGAGGGGUACACGUACACUGAUCUAUACUCAAAGGAUAUAUCUUGGUUAGCGCGGCUUCAAUCCCUGCAUCAUCUUAA